AGUAAUAUGUAAUCUUCCUAAAGUGUCAUGGCCGCCUCCCAGUCAGAAAAGUCGUCUGAUCCCGGCUUGGCCGCAGGUUCGGCGGAAAACCACGUCCCAGGAAACACCGUGCGCCCUCCUAGUCCUCUCGGAGCUACACCGAGACCGCCUCUGAUGAGGGAACGCCAGGGUUUGUCCAGGUCCGGCGCAGAGGGCUCAGAAACGGCCCGCGAAGAACCAGGAGACAAAGGCAACACCAGUAGACCUGGAGAUAUCAGCCAAGAAGAGUCGUCCAAAAACUUCACCAUCCUCGCCUUCAUCUUCCUGGCAUCUCUGGUUGUCUUAGGUCUCGUCUACUGGAACUUUCCAGAUCUGAAGGAAGAGGAGAGAGCAGCAGUGAAAUUACCAAGAAACAUAGAAGAUGCCAAAGCACUCGGACGUGUGCUGUCAGCAUACAAGGAGGCGUACUACUAUGAAGUCAUGGCAGGAGUGAUUGUCACUUAUAUAUUUUUACAAACAUUUGCCAUACCAGGGUCCAUCUUCCUCAGCAUCCUGAUAGGCUACAUGUUCCCCUUCCCUCUGGCACUCUUCAUCGUUUGCUUGUGUUCUGCGACAGGUGCCUCUUUCUGCUAUUUAUUGUCAUAUCUGGUGGGGCGACGACUUGUCCUGCGCUACAUCCCCGACAGGGUCAAGCAGUGGUCAGCAACGGUGAACCGUCACCGUGACAACCUGCUGUGGUACAUCAUCUUCCUGCGCAUCACCCCGUUCCUGCCCAACUGGUUCAUCAACAUCACAUCUCCUGUUAUAGACGUUCCACUCUACCCCUUCUACCUGGGCACCUUCCUGGGCGUGGCCCCACCCUCCUGUAUAGCGAUCCAGACCGGCACUACUCUGUACCAGCUGACUCACUAUGGAGCUGCGGUCUCCUGGAAGUCUAUGAGCUUCCUGGCUGUGUUCGCUGUGCUGUCCCUUCUCCCGACACUCUUUAAGGGCAAGCUAAAGGAGAAGUUUGACUGAUGUAGUUCAUAGGAAAUUUCAUUUGUCGAGCCUAGAGCAUACAUCCUUGAAAUACAGUAGAAGCCACUUAAUUGCACGGCCUAUUUGCCAGUGAAUUUCAUGCAAUUAUCCGGCUGGUGCAAUAAUACAAAGUUAUCUAGCUGGACCGCACCGCUUUGGGA
Branchiostoma floridae (Florida lancelet) is the source of this 1157-nucleotide messenger RNA. Its product is annotated as transmembrane protein 41B-like. Lineage: Eukaryota; Metazoa; Chordata; Leptocardii; Amphioxiformes; Branchiostomatidae. The record is from RefSeq and is a predicted model, not a curated record. The transcript has 7 exons. Gene Ontology annotation, cellular component: endoplasmic reticulum membrane. Bases 28 to 996 code for a protein of 322 amino acids.